AUGGAAAUUGCAUUCCUACCAUCGGCCGCCGUUGUACUUACGAGAAGAGAUGUAAACGUGGACCGGCCCCGUAGUCAUCUCCAUCAUUUUCUCCGCUCAAGCGUUAGUGGACUAGACCAGACUGUAUACGAUUCAGACCAGACCAAGCUUCACAAGUCACAGUUUCAUAGACCAAGCUUCACACAUCAAGCUUCACUCCAUCGUCUUCUCCACUCAAGCAUUGGUGGACUAGAUCAGACUCUAUACGAUUCAGACCAGACCAAGCUUCACAGGCCACAGCUUCACAGAUCAAGCUUCACUCCAUCGUCUUCUCCACUCAGGGUUGAUCGAGCAACUCCUUCUCCACUGGAUCUCUCAUUGCUCAAGCUUCACAGGUCACAGCUUCGGUCAGCGGUCCUUUAG
Messenger RNA from Ilex paraguariensis (yerba mate), 402 nucleotides. The record is from the annotation of a GenBank genome assembly. Lineage: Eukaryota; Viridiplantae; Streptophyta; Magnoliopsida; Aquifoliales; Aquifoliaceae.